CUAGCUGAUGUGGUUAUGGCUCAUGCUCUUAAUCUGACUCUGACUCCGUCUCAUCUCCAUCAUUUGGGUCCUUAUUUCUCGUACUCAUACUAGUGUUACGCCCAAUGAAUCAUUUCAAUCUCUUUCGUGUUCCUCCAGAACCACCAGAUGACACCAUCUUUAAACAUAAUCAAUAAUUUUCUAUUAAUCUCUUAUACUAAAUUAUUUGUUGAACAAUUAUUUGUUGUUUCAUGGACUAAUUAUGAUACAUACAAUUUGUUAUCUAAUUAAUUUAACUAGAUAGUUAUUUUACUUAAUACGAUUGGUAGUUAUUUCAAUUUACUCAAUUACUUAACUAAAACAUGAUAGAUAAAUAUUUAAAUCUAACAAUUAUUUAUAAUUUAUUUAAUUCAAUAAUUAUUUAGAUAAUUGUUAUAAUAAAUUAUCUAUUAGCAUAGUCAAUAAUUAUCUAUUAAUUUCUUAUAAUAAAUUAUUUGAUGAGCAAUUUGUUCAUAGUCAUAAUUUAUCAAUGACUAAUUAUGAUACAUACAACUUUUUAUCUAAUUAAUUUAACUAGAUAGUUACUUUACUAAAUACGAUAGAUAAUUAUUUAAAUAAUUAUUUCAACUUAUCCAAUUAAUAAACUAACACAUUAUAUAAUUAUUAUUCAACUAACAAUUAUAUACUAAUUAUUCAACGGACUAUUAUAUACUAAUUAUUCAACUAUCAAUAUUAAACUAAUUAAGAUACUAACAAUUGAAUUUAAAAUACCUCUAAUAAAUAUUUAAUUAAACAGAACAAAUCAAACCCAAUCAGAAUGGUCCGACUUGGCCAGGCGAACCGCGUCCGCUUGGUCGAGGCAGAUGGCGGCUAAGGGACGAAGGAAAAAAAAUUACCUGGACACGACGGCGACAAGAGCUUGGGUCUGGGACGGGAGCGGUGGCUUUUGGGCGGCGGUGGCCGACGUUGGCAGAGGGAGAGGGUGGGCGGCGGGCAGCAACAAGGGUGGGAGGUGAAGGGUUGGGUUGGGGUAGAUAGUUUUAGGGUUUUUAAAAUGAGGCAAGGGUAAAAUCGUCAUAUUUUUUGUAACUAUGGGCGGCAAAUAGCGAUUCAUCGUAAACAAACCAUGGUUAAUGGUAAAUGAACCAAAAUGAAGUCAUGAUGGUUGCUUAGGGCUUAACCCUACUUCUUUCUAUGGUUAAGCCACUUCUUUUCCUAGUUCUACUAACUGAUUGUUAUAGUUUAUUGCAUUAAUUACCAACUGAUGUUCUGUAAAAAUCAACACUGCCAAAAUUUCCACCGUGAAACUAUAUCGUUAGGGGUUUAUGUUGAUACUUUAUAGCUUUAGGGGUCGUUUGGUUUUGGUGAUAGUUACAAUGCAUGUAAUCUCCACAAUGUAUCGUUUUUUUGAAUUUUUUGUGCAAACAAUACAUGCAUUGUUUGCUUGAUUAGACACAAACUAUUAGUCAAAAUGAGUGAGUUAAAUCUCAAGUUUUCGUUGAGAUUGUUCGAUGGAGAUUGUUGUGUUUUCUUCUUCUAAAUAUGUCCCUAACUUUUUAUGUGUGUUAUUUUUUUAUAUUAAAAACAAAGGGUAAAAGUGUCAUUUCACCCAAAAAGUAAUAUACUUUAUUUAAAUACUAGGGCAAAUACAAUAUAUUAUCCACAACUAUUAACAAACGGGAAAUUAUAUCCAUAACUAUCGAAAUACAAAAUAAUAGCCAACUGUUAAGUCUCCGUUAACACUUCCGUUAGAUGAUGGUGAAUUUGCAGAUGCUAUGAUGACGUGGCAGUCAACACAAAUGCCACAUAAGCAGGUCAACCUUGUAACUUAUUAAUUAAUAUAUUAUUAGGGGAAAAAAUAAAAAAAAAUCCCCCGAUUAUCCCCCGAUUCCAAUCAUCAUCGUCAAUUUGCCCCGCAGGUCGUCGCCGUUCAAGCUCUAGAAACUCUUGCACACGAUUCGGAAGCUGAACGGGGGCGAGCGUCUCUCCACCCUUUUCCGGGUAGCCAGGUCGGGGGAACGCGAACGGCCGCAGGCUCGCCGACGGGUCGGGUUUCGACGAAGAGGAGUAGUAGUUCUGCGGGCUGCUCUGUGCUGUGCCGAACGAAUAGUCCUCGAAAUGACCUCUGCAAGAUCUGGUGCUCAUCUUCGUCAGCGCCGAUGGAGUCGACGAAACUUGGAAAUUGGAUUGUGCGAUGGAGGCGGAGUAGCUGUUUCGGCUCUUCGUGCUUCCCUUCGAAGCUCCCAGAUCCGUCCAGAAUCUUCGAUCUUCUGCCUACUGGCGGACGAACUCAUGCGAGACAAGCACUUCGAUCCGUCCAAAAUCGAAUCUGAUCUGAUGAAGCUGUUCGAAUUGGAGGCCUACAAGGCGUGGGCUGCGCUGGAAUCGGCGAUGGAGGCGGCGAUCACGGAGUUACGUAGGUUCGAGGAGGAGAUGGAUGGGAUGGCGAAGGCGGAACUGGAAAGUGAUGGAGUGGCGAAGGAGAUGGAUGGGAUGGCGAAGGAGAAGGCGGCGUCGGUGGCUUCGAAGAGGUUCGUUCCAGGGCGGCGGAUUGGAAAAUAAUAGGGGGGGAAAUUCUUUCCAGCGGAGGGGAUUGGGAAAAAAUAGGUUCUCAUUUUUUUUUUAUAUUUUUAAUAAUAAUGAUUUUUUUAAUAUAUUAUUGUUUUAAUAUUCUGACGUGGAAUGGUGAUGUGGCAGUCUCCGUUAUAAAAUUUAACGGAGAUACAGACAGUUAGCCAUUUCAUGAUUCGCAAUAAUAGUUGUGGCUAUUAUUUUGUAUUUCGAUAGUUAUGGAUAUAAUUUCCCGUUUGUUAAUAGUUGUGGAUAAUAUAUUGUAUUUGCCCUACAAUAACUAUCACAGAAACCAAAUGAUGUAAAUUACAAUACACUAAUUUUCUUAUAUACAUUAUAUAUUAUUAUGCAUGCAUUGAUGACAAUACAUCGAUUUAAUUAUCACCAACAUAUUAACUAUACAGAUGAUAUUUGUUUGGAGAAUGUAAUAUUCAGUGACGAAGGUGAAGGUGAAGGUGAAGGUGGUAGCCUGGUAGGUCCUAUCGGGAAGAGUGGCGCCCCGCCGUGGCCAUCAAAACCCAAAAGGCCUCAUCUGUAAAUCCUAUGAAGAAGACAAAAUAGAAGCAACCGGUAGCUUGAAAAGAUCUUUAUGGGUAGAUGGACUUGGAGAGGACAAACAAUGAAUAACGAUGCUAUCAUUACAGAAUUCUUUAGGUUUUUAUGGGUAUAAAACUUCUCAAGUGGCACUUUAUAAAACUUCUCAAGUGGUUUUUAUUCUAUUUCAUUCAAAAUGAUUAAGAAAAGAAAAUGAAAAUAGGUGUAAAUUAAAAAAAUUAAUUAAAAUUUGUUGAGUUGUCAGUGACAUGGCACGUUGAUCGUUAGUCAACGCGUUUGACCAUUCAAGUUAACGGUCAAAAGUCUGAUCUGGCCAAAUUGUUUAUUUUGAUGUAUAGUUCGGGGCAGGAUGUUAUAGAUCAAAAAGAUUGGUCAUAAUGUUUAUUUUGGUCAAAGUUCAGGCCAUACAAAAAUAUUAACCCAAAAAUAAACUAUAUUACUUUAUAUUUUGUUGCAAUGGAACACUCUCUUAUUCGUACAGUAUAUAUCUAUAAAAUAAAACAAUAUUAUUAGCAAAAUGUCAGAGUAUAAUCUUGAUCGAGUAGUUGUAGUUAUUUAUUAAAAAAAAUUAUUCAUUUAGAUCAUGUUCUACCUUAAAUUCUUCAAAUGAAGAGGAAUCACAUGUGCAAUAAUUUGAUAAUGUGACCUAAGUUCAGAUUAAUAAUAUUUGCUCUAUAUCAUGUUGAUUGAGCAAGCUCAAUUGAGGUUAUAAGUCGUAUGCUAAGAAAUUUUCUUUCAGAUUUGGAGUUAUCUUCGACGAUUAUAAAUCAAAAUUUUCAAAAUGACUUAAGUAUGAUUGUUGACGAACUUUGACUUCAUACCCUAGGAUGAGACACAAGAUUCCUUGAAAAAUAAUAGAUGUGAAGGUUAGAAAAAUCUUUGUUGAGAAUCUACGAUAAACAUCACGUUUCAUCAACUACUAACCUAGGCAUUUACCAAAUAAAGGUUGGCAAUUUUUAGUAAAAUCGUCAUUUGGGAUAAACAUAUUUAUCCAACAAUCAAGUAUCUUUAUCCAAUAAUCUCAACUCUCAAAAUUGGUUGUCAAUUCGUCUAGACUCGAGAAACAUGAAUUAAUAUAUGUUGUAUAACAUAAUAAGUUAAUGCAAAUAAUCAAAUGAAAUACACUAAUAUUGUUCAAAUGAUAAGAUAUUUUAAAUGCACUUAAAAUAUAUGUGUAUUGGAAACACUCUUUAUCAAUUAUUAAUAUAUAAGUGAUAAAAUCUUUUAAAAUUACACAUUCAACGACCAUGUUAAGACCAAAAUUCUCGAUAGUGUGUGUGAGUGCCUUAGAUUGAGAUUCUAAGCCAACAUAUAAACAAUGACUACCGGUUGAGGUUUAGUAUAAACUUCAAGAAUUAACAAUUGAUACAUAUUGUAUAAUAUACUAAAUUUAAGUGUCUGGAUAAAAAAAAACAAACAUCCAAAAUGGAAAUGAGUUGAUAUUAGAGAAUUUAGUCAUCAUGAGGGCUAUGGUGUGUGUCAAGUUUCAAUAUGGAUGAAUAAAUCCAAUAAUGAAGUAUCUUUACUAAGAAUUUCUCACUAAAAAGUCGUAAUCUUUACAACAUUGGUCGAGAGUUCGUCCAAACUCGAGGAUCAUGAAUGUGUAUUGGAUUUACAAAGGACUUAGAAUCCCAAUCCCUUUCGAGUGCUAAAUACUUCUGAUCACAACCAUAGGUGCUAAAGUAGAAUGAAAAAAAAGCAAAAUAGAACAUAACCUUCUAUACGAUGAACAUAAUAAAAUCAUAUCGAGCUAUGAUCCUGUCAUACCUACCUUUUUAUUCUCCAUAAAGGGGACGGCGGGAGAUGAUAAGAAAUAAAUAGUAGGAUCUUAGUAUUUGCCUCUUUAUAUCUUACAUAUCGAACGAUAGACAACCCCAAUGGUUUUCUGGCGUUAUGGGGGUAAAAGCGAGAUCUCUAGAUAAUUUUGAGUAUAAUAUAUAUAUACACACACACAUAUAUACAUGUAUAUGUAAUAUCAAGGUAUUCUAUACUUUUUAUUUAACUCAAGAUACGAUAGAAGAUAGGUAUUACGAAGUAUGUGCAUAAAUUAGAGGUUACAGAAUUAGGAACUGGAGUUCACCCAUUAGAGAUUAGGGUUUAGUAUCAUGCUCCAAAAAACUUCGGUUAAUUCGGGUCUAAAUAGUAAAACUCAAUGGUCGUAUGGUAGUAUGAACGCAAGAGUAUAGCGUACUUCUGGCGCACGCUAGCUUGAACUAUAUAUAUGUGUGGUUCAGGUUGGCGUACGCUAAAUAUUAGUGUUUUGGUUGACAAAUUUUGACUUAGUUUUAAGGCAAAAUUCAUCUGUAUAGCCAAAACUUUGGUGUUUGUGACAAUAAUAGCCACUUUUGGCGAAAAACCAAAAAUAGCCAAAAAUUUGAAAGUUUGAUGACAAAUAUAGCCAUUUCCGUUACAUACUUUAACGGUGUUAGAAGUUCCGUUAAUUAGGUUAAUGUUAUGCUGAUUAGGAUGCCACGUUGACGUACACAUCAACAAUAACUAUGAUGAACUUGCCAUGUAGAUGCCACAUCGGCCACCUUAGACUUAAAAAAAAUCCAAAAAAAUUAAAUGCUCCUCCUUCUCCUGGAGUUCUCCUACUCCAAUCACCCAUAUCAAACCUCAUUAUCGUCCUUCUCCGACCAUUCCAUCCAACCACCACCGUCACGAACCCUUCCUUGUCCACCACCACAUGAUACUCCGACUAGGCAAAAGCUCCCAACAGGCCGUCGCGUAUAUCAUCAUCCCGUCAUAGCUUCCGCUAAAAACAAAUCCACAACUGACGGCGCCUCCGUCCCCUCCUCCGCCGUAAUCCAUAUGUCCCUUCCAAAUUCAAAAUCCAAAUGCAAUUAACUGGCGACGAUCACCAUUAGAUCCUCCCACAGUCACAAACUGACUUAGAUGAUAGAAAAUAGAAGCAAAAACGAGACCCAACUAAGCGCUGCCGUCGUUUCAUAUCCAUACCCCAAUUUGGAAUUCGUCAACGCCGCCGACUCCCAUCGCUGCUCCAUAUCAAUAUCUUCGCUUUGACCGAGGAACUGCUGCCUUUCCCCAUCGUUCGAUCGUCACCUCCCCUGCACCCUGAUGCAAAGAUGGUCAGAGCGAGAGAGGACCAACAACUGCAUCGAAUCGAUUCAAUAGGGGAGAUUCUAGGGUUGGAAUUGAGUUUUUGAUUUGGCGUUUUUGGUAGAGGGUUUAUUCACUGGCGGCUCGUCCCUACCUCAAAACUCUAGCUCCGAUGAGGACCUUCAGCAGCUGGUGAUGGAAGAGAGGAAUCUCGGUCGCCGAUGAGGAAGCUGAAGCAUCCCUCCCACCUUCGCCACCAUGACUACAUCGACAGCGACAUCGACAACGGGCAUGUGUCGCCGAAAAGCAAUGGCGGCGUGCUGAAGAAGGCUAAUUAAGUCAUGUCUUAAUUAUCCCUCUGUUUCGAACUCACCACCGUCGUCGAGGAACCGCCUCUUACCCCUUCGUUUUUUUUGUUUCGAUUUCCGAGUUGGACUUGUGCCGAAAUUGAGUUCUUCAUAUCUCACCCGCUGUUAAUAGGAUUUCUCUGAGCUCAGAUCCAUCACCGCCUGAUAAAUAGUGGGAACCCUAGCGAGGAAAGAUGUAGGGUGGAGGGGUUAGUUGCGGGGAGGGAGAUUUUCAGAGAUGAGAUCAGCGGCGGAUGGACUGAAGGGGGAAAGAACAGAGAGGGCAGAGGGUAAAUAAAAAAAAAAUUAAUAAUUUAUUUUUAUUUUUUGAAUUAAUUCCACCUCAUAUAUUGGUAUUGACCAAAAAGUUGACAAGUCAGAUUUUUCGUUAGUCUAGUCAGCAUGUUAAUUGACGCUGUUAAAAAAUUGGAUGGAAUUGG
Messenger RNA from Linum trigynum, 6952 nucleotides. NCBI's taxonomy places the organism in Eukaryota, Viridiplantae, Streptophyta, Magnoliopsida, Malpighiales, Linaceae. The record is from the annotation of a GenBank genome assembly.